UGAACUGGGUUCUGCUGUUCCUUCCUUUCCAAAGGCUAGAACAACCAUUUUGUCCUUGCAUACAGCAAAUGCACCGUUCAAAACACGCCGUUUUAAGAGUCGUCAAUUACCGAUACGUUUUGUAUUUUCGCCCGUCCGCAAUCGUUGCGUUUUACUGAACUGUACAAUCUCAGGACAGAUCGUACCAAUUUUAAUAUUAUUUUAAGGUUUCUUGUAAAGAUUGGUAUUGCUUUUUAGCGGAAUACUCCAGAAAUACUGUAUCAAUUCUAACAUUACGCUGACAUAGUUGAUUCGCACAGGAUUAAAAAGACAGAAUGCAUGUUACUGGAAACGAAGUAACUGACUGUAUAAUUCUAAAAUAACACACGCCAUGCCCUUUUUGUGUAGAGGAAAGAAUAGAAAGGGGAAUCCCGAUUGCGCAGUACAACCGGCUAUAUUUAAAGCAGCACUACAGGUGCUCAGGAGCAGCAUUUACAGCGUGGUUACGAUGCAAAACUAUUUGGUGUUCUAUUCGGUACUGUUUCUGAUACCAGAAGCCCUUCUCACACCACCUACAUACCAGUGGAAUGGUGUCACGUGUCAACAGUGUCCUCCCGGCACCUUUGUGAAACAGCACUGUACGAGGGAAAAGGAGACUCAGUGUGAGGCUUGUCCAGCCUUGUAUUACACGCAGUACUGGAACUACGUGGAUAAGUGCAGGUACUGCAAUGUCUUCUGUGCGGAGAAACAAAUCGAGACGCAGCAGUGCAAUGCCACUCACAACAGGGCGUGCGAGUGCGAGUCAGGGUAUUACCUGGACUUUGAAUUCUGCACGAAGCAUUCUCCCUGCCCACUUGGAUCUGGCGUCGUCAAAAACGGAACACCAUACCAUGACGUAACAUGUGCACCCUGUGAGGAAGGCUAUUUCUCAUCAAAGAGCUCCAGCACACAGCCAUGCCAGAAACACAAGGAAUGUGGGGAAGGCUUGCUAGUGUCGCUUCGGGGGAGUGAGAGCCAUGACACUUUGUGCACUACCUGCGAUAAAUAUGAGACAAACAACGGGACAGUUGAAGAUACUGCAGGAAACAAGGACUGUGACAUGGCUGUGGUGCAGUUUGUGGCUUAUCAGAAUAUUCACCCAAGGAAGCUAAGAAGACUGCUUCACUUGACCAGACACUAUGUAAAGAGGGGGGCUGAAGAGAAAGGGCAUCUCAGUCAGAAGCAUUUGAUAUCCCUGCUCUCCAGUAUUGAACAAAGUCUAAACGGAACACCAUUCAUUAAUGUGAUCCUCCCAGUGCUAGAAAAGGCAAGGUUGCACAACAUAGCAAAAAAAGUGAGGGGGCGCUUUCUCAAUUAAAUAACUAGUUACAUAACAGUCUGUUCUUCAUUGUUGUGAAUGACGCUGCAUAUUCGAAUGAUUGAUUUCCCCUUUUUACAACAAAUGAGAAAAUAAAUAUGAUAAACAAAGUGGCGGAUUGUGUUUAUAUCCCCAGUAGAAAGAAAAGAGCGAACCCUAGCCUUGUCAAUAGAAGACAGAGUCACAGUAUAAACAGCCUUCAGUUGUUGAUUGUUACAAGACCACUACACAUAGCCAGGUUUGCUUCUAUAAGCUAAAUUAUGGAACAAUGUAGUAAAUAUACAUCAAAGAAUUAUAUUCUAGUAUAACUUAAAACAAAUAAAAAAUAUAUUUUUAACAUAUCACAUAUGUUACAUACAUCCUUUAUACUUUUUGUGUGAAUGUAUCUGUAUAAAACAGAUAAGUUGUAUUAAAAUCUUAUAAAUUGAGGGACAAUUUUAAAGAAUGUGCAAAGGUUAUUUUUCAGUUAUGUAAAAUGUAUAGAUAUAAAGUUACUCCUAACAGUAUAUUAACCAUAUCCAUGCUUGUAUUCCAUUUUUAUUCCCUUCAGAAAGUGUCUGUUUGCACUUGCUUCAAAAUCAGACCCUAAAGCUCCAACCCUUUCAACACUGCAGACCAGUGUACAAGUCCAUCUCUUUUCUGCAGAUCGCUUUAGUGAUAUAGAAAGUUGUCUACUCAGUGGUGAAAAAGUUCAAGGUUGAAUGUUUUAUAACUAUUUUUAAAUAAAGUAAUAUAUAAGUUGUUUAGAUUGGUAACACAAUAAGCUAACAUUACCAGAGGGCAUUAUUGUAUAUUUUCUGUUUAACAUAUUAGUGUAAAAACAUUGCGUAAAAGUUGUGACAAAGAAUAAAUAAAUACGAAUAAGGUCUUAGCUGACCCAGCUAGCAUUUAGGUAAUUUGAGAUUGUUAUGGGCUUAAAUCAUGAUUUACAUUUUAGUGUUUAGUUAUCAAAAGAAAGUAACUUAUGACUGAGUUAACUGUAAUAUUUAAGUAGUAUGUUCACUCACAUAUUACUUAUGGCUUCUUAAGACUGCUGAAUUAUACAUUUUAUCUCACUUCAUAGUUUUACCUGCCAUUUCAAAUGUCAUCCAAAUGUUAUUUAUUUUACCAUUAUAGCAAAGUAAACUAUUUUUGUUACCAUCAAAGUUCCAUGUCUCUUUUUAUCCAAUAAUGUGUUGAAAUGGUCUCUUCUUGAUGCUGAUUAACUGUGGGUAUCUACCCUCUUAGGUACUGGGUUUAGCACUCAGAAUGCCUAAUAUCUCACUUCACAUUAGCAGGGCUAUUAGAUUGCCUUUUCAUUAGCUCUAAUAUCACUUCUAUAUUGCAUCAUAUUUGCUUUUGGUUUCCAGGUUAAGAUUGAAAUAUGAUGCUUCACUUUUGGCACAAAACUAUAUUCUUCAAUUAACAAUUUUGAGUAUUGUUUAAUAACAAUUGACAUUGUCCUUUAGUUUGCUGUUGGACAUUAGUCAAUUUUACUACCUUUAUUUAAACCCAGCAUGGUAAAUUUACAUUACACAGUAUUCCUGUGUCACACAUGCAGAGUACCAUACCUUUCUUUGUUUUACCAUGCUUGCUAUUAUUUGACCUUGCACAAUUUAUAAUACUUUGCUGCAGUAAGUGUUUCUUAUCAGGAAAUAAUAAUCAUAUUUCUUGAAGACUGCUAAAAUAACCACAUUUUAUUGCAGGGAUUUCCUGUCCUUGUUUUCAGUUUCAUAUAAAAGCUCUGACUGUGCAAAAUGUAAGUCAUAGUGAAUGCUAUGCUUUUUAAGUAUCCUUAAGCACUGGCGUUAUACUGUACCCACACUAACUUUCACUGUGACAUUAAUAUUGCUUUGCUACAUCAUCCCAUGGUACUGUACUUCUUCCUGUUAAAGUAUAGCACAUUGCGCAAUGGGGUGCAAAAUAUCUUGCCGUGGAUUGCUCUACAUUUUCAUUGCAGUUCUUUUAUAAAUGGUUAUGAUUUACAGUUUGUCUGUAACAGGAAUUAAAAUAAGUGGCCAGUUUAAAUACUUUUUUUAUUUUUCAUACAAAUCAAUGUAUUGUGUGGAAACAGCAGAGAAACAAACACUGGCUUCAGCAGAUAUUGCUGUCUGAGAAGUCACAGCAACAUACAGAAUAGAUAGAUAGAUAGAUAGAUAGAUAGAUAGAUAGAUAGAU
Polyodon spathula (Mississippi paddlefish) is the source of this 3493-nucleotide messenger RNA. Its product is annotated as tumor necrosis factor receptor superfamily member 6B-like. The coding region runs from base 371 to 1336 and encodes 321 amino acids. The transcript has 4 exons. The record is from RefSeq and is a predicted model, not a curated record. Gene Ontology annotation, molecular function: protein binding. NCBI's taxonomy places the organism in Eukaryota, Metazoa, Chordata, Actinopteri, Acipenseriformes, Polyodontidae.